AACUAAAGAUUGCUUGUCAUCGUCGUCGGAACAAAAUCGAAAUAUCUACCUACACCGUGUUUUGUAAAUUAAAAAGCUUUUAAAUUGUAUAUGAAUACUUAAUAAUUUAAACAUAAUAAGUUUCAACCUCGACAGGUAACAAAGUAAGAUACUGCCAUGAGCUCCAUUGGAACAGGUUAUGAUUUAUCCGCGUCACAAUUCUCUCCUGAUGGCCGGGUAUUUCAAGUCGAAUAUGCCGGAAAAGCAGUUGAAAAUUCCGGAACUGUAAUAGGCUUAAGAGGGAAGGAUGGUGUGGUGUUUGGUGUGGAGAAGCUUGUCACAUCAAAGCUCUAUGAACCUGGUGCUAAUAAAAGAAUAUUUCAUAUAGAUGAACAUGUUGGUAUGGCUGUCUCUGGCCUCAUCUCAGAUGCACGACAGAUUGUUGAAACUGCUCGCUCAGAAGCUUCCAACUACAGAUCCCAAUAUGGGAUCCCAGUCCCUUUGAAGUACUUGAACGAGCGUGUAUCAAUGUAUAUGCAUGCAUACACCUUGUACAGUGCAGUCCGACCAUACGGUUGCUCUGUCAUAAUGGGCACAUGGUCAGAGCAUGAUGGUCCACAGAUGUACAUGAUGGAACCUAGUGGAGUUUCAUUUUCAUACUUUGGCUGUGCUGUUGGGAAAGCAAAACAGGCAGCAAAAACAGAAAUUGAGAAACUCAAGCUUGCUGAUAUGUCCGUUAAAGAUCUUGUCAAGGAAGCAGCUAGAAUUAUCUAUAUUGUCCACGAUGAGUUAAAAGACAAGCAGUUUGAGUUGGAGCUCUCUUGGGUUUCCAAAGACACAAAGGGACGCCACCAAAUGGUUCCAAAAGAGGUUGCAUCGGAAGCAGAAAAUCAAGCAAAACAAGCCUUAGCUGAUAUUGAGGACUCGGAUGAUGGGGAAAUGUAAAUCAUUGCUUAGAUAAUAAAUUUUAUAUUGUAUA
Molecule: messenger RNA, 958 nt
Organism: Leptidea sinapis
Lineage: Eukaryota; Metazoa; Arthropoda; Insecta; Lepidoptera; Pieridae
Gene: Prosalpha7
Product: proteasome subunit alpha type-3
Exons: 5
Coding region: 157-924 (255 amino acids)
Biological process (GO): ubiquitin-dependent protein catabolic process
Cellular component (GO): nucleus; proteasome core complex; proteasome core complex, alpha-subunit complex
Source: RefSeq, a predicted model, not a curated record